Metarhizium acridum CQMa 102 is the source of this 954-nucleotide messenger RNA. It is a transcript of the gene RPF2, whose product is annotated as rRNA-binding ribosome biosynthesis protein rpf2. The record is from RefSeq and is a predicted model, not a curated record. Gene Ontology annotation, biological process: ribosomal large subunit assembly; maturation of LSU-rRNA from tricistronic rRNA transcript (SSU-rRNA, 5.8S rRNA, LSU-rRNA). NCBI's taxonomy places the organism in Eukaryota, Fungi, Ascomycota, Sordariomycetes, Hypocreales, Clavicipitaceae. Gene Ontology annotation, cellular component: nucleolus. Gene Ontology annotation, molecular function: rRNA binding.
AUGCUCCGUCAAGUAAAACCUCGCAACGCCCGCUCAAAGCGAGCCCUUGAAAAGCGCGAACCCAAAGCCGUCGAAAACCCCAAGCAAUGCCUCUUCCUCCGCGGCACGUCUUGCUCUCAAAUCACCCAAGACGCUCUCACCGACCUCCAUUCACUCCGCCUCCCUCUUGCCAAGAAAUUCACCAAGAAGAACCCCAUCCACCCCUUUGAAGACGCCUCCUCCCUCGAAUUUUUCUCCGAGAAGAACGAUGCCUCCCUCCUCGUCUUUGGGAGCAGUCAGAAGAAGCGGCCUCACACCCUGACGCUUAUCCGCACAUUUGGCUACAAAGUCCUCGACAUGUUGGAGCUAUACCUCGACCCGGAGACCUUCCGAACCAUGGCGCAAUUCAAGAAUAAGAAGUUUGCCGUUGGUCUGCGGCCGAUGCUCCUCUUUGCGGGCACGGCAUUUGAGAGCCCCGUCAGCAACGAGUAUACUCUGGCAAAAAGCCUGCUUCUUGAUUUCUUCAAGGGCGACCCUUCGGAUAAGAUUGACGUGGAGGGCCUGCAGUACAUUGUUUCCGUCACGGCGGAGGAUGCUACGGGCGACGGGGACGCCAAGCCUGCUAUUCAUCUGCGCUCCUACAUGAUUCAGACGAAGCGUAGCGGACAGAAGCUGCCCCGUGUGGAGGUCGAGGAGAUUGGGCCGAGAAUGGACUUGAGGGUUGGUCGUGUCAAGGAGGCGGAUGAGUCUAUGCUCAAGGAGGCCAUGAAGAAGGCUCGCGGUCUGGAGGAGCGGACCAAGAAGAACAUCACGACGAAUUCGAUGGGUGAUAAGAUUGGUAGAGUGCAUUUGGGCAAACAAGACCUCAGCCAGCUGCAGUUGAGGAAGAUGAAGGGCUUGAAGAGAUCGAGAAAUGAUGAGGAGUUGGUAGAAGAUGUUAUUGCUGAUGACGAUACUAAGAGGAUAAAGCAGUAG